Molecule: messenger RNA, 8204 nt
Organism: Drosophila albomicans
Lineage: Eukaryota; Metazoa; Arthropoda; Insecta; Diptera; Drosophilidae
Product: serine-rich adhesin for platelets
Exons: 5
Coding region: 1120-7485 (2121 amino acids)
Source: RefSeq, a predicted model, not a curated record
CGGUCACGCUGUCCCUAUUUCGACUUGUCUAAUACGCUGCGGGAUUUUUUUUUGCUCCUAUUACUACGUUUUUUUUUGUUGUCGUAAUUGUAAUUUGAUCGUCGUAUUGCAAAAUCCUUGCACAUUAACGAAAGACGAAAUCAUCAACAAGAACCUAACAAACGGGCAACGUGCAAACUCUGUAUUCAAGUUGGAAAGUGUGUCUUCCAAUUGCUCCCAAAUAAUAUGAAAAACUUUUUGCUUUCCUCUAUGUGUGCGUGUGUGUCGGUGUAUGUGAGUGAGGUGUCGGUGUGCGUGUGUUUGUGUGCGCUGCACAUAGAGCGCAGCGUUCGUUUUUCGUUUGAACUUUAAAAUACAAAAAAACGCAAGCAGCAAGUACAGUUAUAGCUUCAAUAUAACAAAACCACUAAGAAGAAUAAAUUAAACAAAUUUCGAAAAAAAGCAUGCAUACGCUGCGAGCAAUUUGGAGCUCGAUUCGCGCUUUUUAAAAUCAACCAAAAAAAUAUUUUUUUAAAAAACUACUCUCAAAGUGUGAAUUUUGUGUUCAGUGCAAUCAAAAAAGCCAAAAGAGCAGCGCAAGUUGCGCGAAAUACUUGCUACACAUUUUCCCAUCCAUUAUAUACAACGAAAAUCGGUAAAAAUCACACACACGCAUAAUACAUAUGUACACAUUGUUUGUUGUAUAUGUGCGUGCGUGUGUGUGUGAGCUCCGCGUUGCGUUUUUUGCGUUGAGAAUUCUAGCCGCCGAAGACGUGUGUGUGCGAGGCGAAAACAACAACAACAGCAAGAGAGGAGGUACAACAAAAACAGUUUCAACUAACACAAACAACAACAACCCACACACAGUCACAAUCGUCAUGUUGACACUCUUACGAGCUCGGGUUGCACUUGCAUAGAAAGAGAGAGAGAGAGAGAGAGUGACAGUGGGUGAGAGAGAGCUACCAACUCCACAUUGAUAUGGUGUAAUCACGCAUGUAACCGCACGACUAGCACAAGGACUAGGCACAGGACUCGGACUCGAACCCGGACGCGGAUCAGGACUACGAACAGUAGUGUAACUUCAGACCCUUCCCCCCCCAGUCACCCCCUUUGUCGGGGUAAACAAAACCCAGGAAGAAGAUGCCGCGCUUUCGCAACGAGGAUUCGAUGGAAUCGCCGUAUCGCGAUGGCGACAUCGUUUGGGUCAAGAUACACAACUCGGAGAUUUGGUGGCCCGGCGAGGUGACUUCAGCGCAGGACUUUCGCUUCGCCAAUUCGGCUCGCCGUCCCUUUGCCGUCGUUGAGUUUUUCAAUGAGAAGACUUACGAGCAGGUGAGCUCGUCAAAGCUGAUUUAUCCCUUUCACUGCGCCCACAAGCGAGAGUUCAUCAAAUUAGGCACAAGACGAUCCGUUGCCCAGGACAUGAAGGAGAAGUUCAACGAGGAUGUGCGGCAAGCAGAAGGACGCUGUGCCGGAAAAAGUCCCGCAGCAGCAGCAGUGACAACAACAACAGCUGCAGCUGCAGCUGCAACCUUGACUGUGGCAACAGCCUCCUUAGUGCAUCCUCCCAUUGCAUCGAUAUCGACAUCGACAGCAGCAGCAGCAGCUUCGUCAAUUGCCACAACUGAAGCUGUUGGCGUCGUCGGAGCAUCGACAUCGACAUCAGCAGCAGGAACGGCGGCGGCGGCAGCUUCGCGACCAGAGAGUUUAAUCAAGGCGCUGUUGUCGAACAACAACAGCAACAACAACAACAACAACAAUGCGAACGUCAACGUCAACAGGGUCAACGCCAGCAGCAAUCGCAACCGAGGCAGCCAAAGUCGCAGCAGCACCUCGAUGCCAUCCACGAUGAAUGACUCGUCGAUCAGGAUUAUGGAUAUCGGAGCGAAGGCUGCCGCCUAUGAGCGACCCGAGGGACGUCUGACGGAGCGGCACUACGAGUGCAACAUGUGCGAGUUUCGCACGAGCAGCAUGAACGUGCUGCUCAUCCAUCGGCGCACGCACCAGGAGCCCAACACCAACAGCAGCAGCAACAGCAGCGGCAGCAACCUCAAUCGCCAUCAGCAGCAGCAGCAACCGCAGCAACAGCAGCAUCAUCCUCAUCAGCAACAGUUGCUGCAGCAGCGGGCGACGCGACGCGCCAACACAUCGUCGACGAGUCGCGAGGCGUGGUCAUCGCUGUGGCGCUGUCAGUCGCGUCAUGUGUCCAUACUGGUCGAUGCACCGCUCACCGAUGCGGAGCAGCGUCAGGUGGCAAACAUUGCCCAGCUGACGCUGGCGAGCAUUGAGCGUGUGGUGAAACCGCUGCGCGAACGCAAACGUCACAAGGAACGGGAUGGCGACGGGGCUGAGGCUGAAGCUGAGCCUGACCCUGAGGCUGACAAUGGCAGCGAGAAGGAUGGCGACGCAAAGGGAGACGAAGGCGAGGAGGAAGAAGAGGUCGAGAGGGAAGAAACGAGUGGUGCGGAGCGUGAUCUGGAGUUUGUGGAGCAACAGCAGCAGCAACAAGAGAGCGAAGCAACCAACGACAGCAGCAACAACAGCAAUGCAAUGUUGCCACAGCAACAGCAGCAACAACAAGAACAAAGUGCACGCAAUCCGCGACGCAAGCGGGGACAUCAGCUGCGAUCGACGAUGCCAGCGCCGCCAAUUCCAAUGACGCCGCCAGCGAAACAGCGGCGUCUGACACGCGCCGCCAGCCGUCUGCUUGAGAGGAGCAACACGAUGCUGAGUGUGAGCAACAACAACAACAGCUCGAUGGACUUGUCCUCGCCUGUCGCUGUCUUGGCGCCGCCGCCAACGCCUCAGCGACGCGGCGCCGGACGACGCUCGGCGGCUGCCAACAGACGCUGCACCAUGUUUGCCAGCUCAACGCUCAGCAACAACAGCAGCAGCAACAACAGCAACAGCAAUGGCAUUGGUGGCAGAGGCGGCAAACGCAGUAGCGUCAUGCGCAAAACCUUGACCAUGACAACAACAACCAGCUCUACGUCAUCUGCAAUCCCUGCGUUGUCGCAACGUGGUCGCAAACGCGCCUACUCCCCAACAGCAGCCACAAUAACCGCAGCAACUGCAGUCGAAGAGGCGGCUGUCGAGGAGGAGAAGCAGCAGCUGACAGUUGCCGAGAAAGAGAAAGAGUCAAGAACAAAGUUGGAAGUGGAGCCAGAAAAAGAGAAGCAGAGAGAAGAACCGGAGACGGUGACAACAGCCAAGCUUUCGCUGGCGGAUGCUUCACGUGAACUGCAGCGGAGGUUGCUCGCCGAAUGGGGUGAAGAUGAGCUGGAAGAGGAGGAAGAGGAGCAACAGCAGCUGCAGUCUGUGCAGGCGCAGAGCAAUGGACAACAGGAGACGACAAAGUCUGAGCAAUCCACAAAAACAACAGCAACGACCGCUGCUGGCGAUGAUGAUGAUAAUGUGGAGCAGAUGGAAAAGAAGCAGCGACUGCAGGAACAGACUCCGAACAAUAUCACAGCUACUGCUGUCGCCUCCAACACAGCUGCGGCUUCGACUUCGACUUCCACGUCGAAGAAGCGCAUACGCAACAUACCAAAGAAGGAUCGACGCGACGUGGUGCGUCAGGAGUUUGAUGUGGGCGCCAUAAGUGAACACGAUCGCGAACCCGAAGAACCCAUUCUCAUACAGGACAGCUCCAACGAUGCCAGCUCCAACGAGAGCGUCGUCUUUGUCGACUCCGCCGAGGAGCCAGACUUGGUCAAGACUGGAAGUGCAGCCACAGCUGCUGCAACUGUUGCAGCUCCUCCAACUGCAGCUAGUGGCAAACACAACAAUUCCUCGUCGUGCUUUGACUUUGCCGAGGAGGAGGACGAGGAGCCACCUCUGCAGCCGGACGCUGCGCCAGCGGACGGACAGAACGGCGGCGGUUUGAGCUACAGGCGACGCACCAAACCGCAACCAACACAUGUGCUGCUGGCGAAUGGCGAGCAACAGCAGCAGCAGCAGGAGGAAGAGGAGGAGAUGACGACGACCGAGAAUGAUUCGUCGUUCAACAAGUCAACCGAUGAGAUUUUCAAGGGCUUCAACGAGGAGUCCGAGGUGGCUCCAGCUGCGCCAGCUGCCGAGGCGGAACUGGAGCAGCAGCAGGAUGGAUCCGUUGUGGAUGCGUUGGCGGAAGUGCUGGAGACGGAGGUGGAGGCGGAGGAUCAACUGAGUUUGCCCAUCAAGGAGCGACAGAAACGCAUCUUCAAGUCGCGCAACAAAUCACAGCAAGCGGCAACAGCAGCGAUGACGACGCCGCCGACGCCGACGCCCGACGAUGAACAACCCGACGAAGACGAUGAUGAGGCGGAAGCGGAGCCAACGAUUGCAGCAGCCAAUGGCGAUGGCAACAGCACAGGCACAAGCAACAGCAGCAAUCACAGUCAGCAGAACUUGAAUCACAACAAUGUAGCUCACACCAACAACAACAAUACGAACAAGUUACUCUUGCAAACGGAGUUGGAAUCGCAACGUCAUCAUCGUCGUCACAAGACCAAGUCGGGUGGCUCCACAUCGAACUCAUCGAAGUCGCGACGUGCCAAGUCCAAGUCGAAAUCCAAAUCAAAAUCGAAAUCAUCUAAGUCAUUAGUUGUCGACGAGGUCAACAACUCGAACUCCAACUCCAACUCGAAUUCACAGCUCAGCGGAAUCGCUUCGCCAGCUUUGAGCAGCAGCGCCAGCAACAGCACCACGACCACCCAGAGCAGCAACAGCAGCAGUGGCAGUGGCAGUAGCAGCAUCGCCAGCGGCACCAACAGCAGCUCCAUAGUCUCCAACAUGGCUGUCAUCUCAGCGGAAGAAGCACGCGAACUUCAGCGUUCAGCGCCCGCCUUAACCGAAGAUGGCGAAGGGGAAACGGAAGUGGAAGUAGAAGCGGACGUAGAAGUGGAAGGCGAAUGUGUUCCUGAUGUGGUGGCCACGCAGUCGAGUAAAAUUAUCAUACUGGAGGACAUAAGGUUGCCCAAUCUGUACUCGUUGCCGGGCAGCAGCCUAUCGACGGACAACAGCAGCAAUCACAGUCAGCUGUUGAAUAGGGACAGCAACCCGUUGCCUGAGCUGAUGCAGAAAGGGGAUGAGAAAGAUGAACAAAAAGUGACGUACGCUGACGAAGAAGAACUUCCGGGAACGUCGACCAGCAGCAGCUGGAACCAUCGUCGGGAGCUGAAGCUGAAGAAGCGCGAACAGGAACUGUUGCGUCAGUAUGAGGAGGAUUUGAAGAGCGGACGCAGUGCGGAAAAGUGCCGCAAGGCACGCGAACGCUGGACGCGACCGAAUCGCAGCAGUCGCCACAAUCAUCUCGAUGCGGAGGAGACGGCGCUGCUCGAACAAAUCGUAGAGCUGACGACGCCAACAACAUGCCGGGGCGGCGUCGGCGGUGGGAAGCGUGCAAACAGCUUACUACCCAUAGGGAAUGCCGCAAAUCGACGCGCGCCACGACAUCAGGCAUCGAAUAAAUCGUGUGAAGCGUUUGUCACACUGCGGGACGAGGAUGUGGCCAGAGCCAGGGAGCAGCUGGUCCAGUUGCAGCAGCUAAAGCAGCGACGUAGUGAGGAGGCAGAGAAGUUGGAACGGGAACGGGAAAGGGAAAGAGAGCGGGAGCUGCAGAGGGAGAGGGAGAGGGAACAAGAGCUGCAAUUGGAAGCUGAGCUCGAGCAGGAGGUGGACGAAGCUCAGGCGAACAUGGCGCUGGAGUUGGAGCAAGAAUUGGUGCUCGAUCAAAUGCACGAUCAAGUGGAGGAUCACGAACCUGAAGAGGAAGAGCGCGAUGACAUUGACAACGACGACGAGGAGGAGGAGCAUGAGCAUGAGCUCGAGCUCGAGCAGCAACCUUUGCAGCCGGAUAGUGGGGAGCUGCAGUUGCGAGAGCUGCAACUGGAACAGUUGACGCCAACAACACCGUCACCGCCAUCGCCAUCGCAACAACAACAAACCCCGACGCCCACGCUCUUGUCACCCGCCGGCGUAGUUUCCGCUUCGGAGGAACUGCGACUCUAUCGGCUGGCCGCGGAGGCAGAGAUGGAGGAUGAGGAUGAGGAUGAGGAUGAGCAGCAUCCGCAUCAGCAGCUGGAUCUGGAGCAACAGGAACAGGAAGAAGCCAUGGACGAGGCCAUGUCCGAGCUGGAGCUGAAAGACUCGGGACAGGAAUCGAAUACGGAUCCGCGCAUUUGUGCCGUAAUGACGCAUCCGAUACCCGGGUAUAGCAACACCUUUAUGCUCUGCUCCCUCACCAACAACAACAACUUUACGCCGCUGAACAACGAAGCGCUCUACCUGGACAGCGAGAAUCAUCUGGUCCCUGUGCCCCUUGAGGCAUUGACCGAAUCACCGCGUCUCCCAGAUGCCCAUCCUUUGUCCGCUGUCUUUAUGAUCGAGGGCGAGGCCGUAGCUCAGGUUGUGCAGCCGGAAUCGGCGCACGGAUCGCAGCAGCAAACCGAUGAUGAAGAGGAGGAGGACGACGAAGAGGAAGAGGAGGUAGAACAGAUGGAGCAACAGCAGCAACAGGUGCUAGAAGUGCAGCAUGCGGCAAUUGUGUUGCCACCGGAUCAAGUCGGUGAUCAGGUGGAAAUGCUGGGCACCAUGACACCGCUCAGUCAGCCCGAUUAUGCCAUCUCGAUGGCACCACAAAGGCAGGAGAACACCGCAGAUGAUGACGAUGGGAAUGAGGAUGGAGACGGUGAUGAGGAGGAGAUGACGCCACAGGAGGUGUAUCAGCUGCAGUCGAAUGUGCUGCAGCUGAGCGUGAACGGACACCACCUGGAGCUGACCACCGAGGUGCUGCUGAACAUUGCCGAGCAACAGGACGACAUCGUUAUCGAGAUCGAUGGCGGCGGCCGGGCGAUGCUCCAUGCCAGCGACAUACUGCAGGCGGCCAAGAACUAUCUGCAGGAACGGGAUCUGCAGCUGGUCAACGUCGAGGAUAUGUCGCUCGACGACGAUGACGAUGUCGUCGAUGCUGUCGGAGGUGUCGGAGGUGGAGGUGCGCCAGCAACGGAUCUGCUUGCCGAGGCCCUCGCUGGCAGCGAUGUGGUCGAUGUCGUUGAUGUGGCCAACGCGGGCGUUGGACUGCUUCACAUUGAUACGCGACAACAGCAGCAGCAACAGCAGCUGGUCACUGGCGGAGGAGGAGGAGGAGCAGGAAUCGAUGCUCCCCAUCCACAGCCACCACCACCACCGAGCAUGGACUUCAUUCAUCAUCAUCAGGCGGUGGUCAAUGCCCAUCUGACGCCACCGAUCACCGCACGCACCAACGAAACGAAUGCGCUGCUCGAUCAGACACCGAUCAUGUCAACCCUGGAGAAUCCCAGCGCUCCAGGCCUCCAAUUGCGUCGCGUCUCGCCGCUGGCCGAGGGCAACAACCUCGACGACAGUUUGGCCGUCAUCGGUGUGACCAACGGCGGCAAUAGCGGUGUGCCCACCUCCCUCGAACUUCCCAUCACGGUGACCAAUCCGGCCAUUGCUCCACGUCCGCCCGGGGUCAACGACCUGGUCAAGUUUGUGCCCUUCCAGUAGAGACGGGACGGGACGGGGAAACCAGAAACCAGAACCCUAGGAAUAAUACACCUUUAGCUAUAUUUGCAAGUUGUAAUUGCUGCUUUUUUUUUUUUUUUUUUUUUAAGAAAUUCGCGCCGUCUUUCUCUCUCUCUCUCACUCUCUGUCGUACGUUUUUUUUUUUUGUUUUAUUUUUUUGUUUAACAUUAAUGAAAGAAGUUUAAAGAGGGGACGAACAAAUGUAAAAUAGUUUUAAGGAUUCGACAAAACUUAAGAAUUUGACAAGAUUUAGGUUAAGAACUUACAAAUAUACAUAUAUACAUUGUAUAAUUAAAACAAUACAUAAUAUAUGAGAAUAUAGCUCGUAAGAAAACCAAUGGAGAACAACAGAGACGACAAGAGAGCAAGAGAAAGAGAAGGCGACAGCGACAGCGAUCCGAAGAAUUACAAGUAAUAAUUAUAAUAAAUAAUAAUCAUACGUGUCUAAGAUAUGAAUGUUGUCAACUAAACAAACAAAAAAAACACAACUGAAAGAAUUUUUUUUUUUUUUUUGUUUUAAACUUAAAAAAAAGAAUACCACAAAAAACUACAACAAAUGCCUAUAAAAUACAAAUUGUAAGCAAAUUCAACAACAACAACAAAAAAAGAAAAUAAAAACAGAAAAACUAAAACUACAUUUUAAACUAAAGAAAUGCAAUGGAAAUUGCAUAUAAAAAAUAAACGAUGAUGCAACUGAGAAA